This is a messenger RNA of Cryptococcus wingfieldii CBS 7118, 1353 nucleotides long. Its product is annotated as CD2 antigen cytoplasmic tail-binding protein 2. The transcript is spliced from 3 exons. Lineage: Eukaryota; Fungi; Basidiomycota; Tremellomycetes; Tremellales; Cryptococcaceae. Gene Ontology annotation, cellular component: U5 snRNP. The record is from RefSeq and is a predicted model, not a curated record. Bases 1 to 1353 code for a protein of 450 amino acids.
AUGUCCAACAAACGCUCCGCCCCCUCCUCCUCUUCCACCCAAAAACGAACCCGCUUCGCCCCAGCUCCCAGCGUCUCUGGCCCCUCCGCAUCCGCCUCUCGCUCAGCUUCCGGCCAAAACACCCCCCUCUCCCAGACAGAGGACGACGACGACGCCUUCCUCCAAGAUGAUAUCGUCUCCAACGCGCGUACUGCCAAGUCCAAAGCGAAAAGCCGGGUAGACCAGUCGGCUUAUGCGAGUGAUUCCAGUGGGGACGAGGAUGAGGAUGAGGAUGGGGAAGGGGCAGGGGGAGGGGAGAAGAAGAAGGAGGGGGAGGAUGAUGAUGUGGAUAUGUUUGCGGAGGAUGUGCAGGAGGAGAAGAAGGAGAAGAAGAAGAAGGAGUUUAUGGACCUCAAUGAUAUUAAGGGGCAAGAGUUUGAGCGGCCUUCUGCUCCUGGGAAGGGGAAGGGGCCCGCGGAGGACAGCGACUCGGAAGCUGAAGAGCCCAGCAAGACGGGGCUCGACGGUGAUAUGGGUGUCGACAUUACCCCCUUCAACAUGAAGAAUGAGAUGAAUGAAGGGCGCUUUACGGCGGAUGGUGAGACGUAUGUGGAAAAUGACGAUGAUCCGGAAGCAAAGUACGACGUCUGGAUGAACGAUGUCGACAAGGAGGGGAUGAAGAAGGCUCGGCGAGCGCACAAGGAGCAAGAGCGCUUGGAGCAGGAGCGACAGGCCCAAGAAUCUGGUGGCGGGGAGGAGAAGGAGCGGAGAGAGCGGGAAUUGCUGAGGGCUGCGUGGGAGUUGAUGCAGAGGGGAGAGACUAUAUUGGAGACACUUCAGAGGCUGGGGAAGGAAGUGGAGGAUGAGAGGAGAAAGAGGGAAAAAGAAGCGGGACAGAAGAAGAAAAGCUGGGCAGAAAAGCAAAAGGAAAGAAAGGCCCUCAUGGCCGCUGAAGAAGAGCAAAAAGACUCUAUCCACACUUCCAACCCGUUCACGAACCUCUCCAAUAUCGUCUCUGGCCUGACGACCAUUGGUCAUCUUGACGUCUACUCUCUCUCGCGCGAAUCCAUCCAACGCAUGCUUCCCGCCGCUCCUUCCAACGAUGUCGGCGAACAAAGGUCUGCUCCGCCAAAACCCAAGGUGGACAAUAGGCAAUUCCAGUAUAGGUUCUCUUUGGCAUACGUGCGUAAUUUGCCAGAGGGGCAACGGCCAGUUGAACGAGAAGCGUUUGGAAUGUUCUCGCUACUUCAACUGCGAGGCUGGAAAGCUACUGGUUUCUUUGGAGGGCCGAAUUGCGAAAAUGUAGAGCUCAGAGUUGUUGGAGAAGACGGAGUGCCUGGACCUUGGGGCUCUUGGGCGGAGAUCAUAGGGUGA